CUUGUAAUGAUAUCAUUCCUUGUCGUGACAUCAUUGCUUGUCGUGUCAUCGUUCUUUGUCGUGACAUUAUUCCUUGUCAUGACAUCAUUUUUUGUCGUCACAUAAUUACUUAUCAUGACAUCAUUUCUCGUAGUGUCUUCAUUCGUUGUCGUGACAUCAUUCCUUGUAGAGUCAUCAUAUCUUGUCGUGGCAGCGUUUCUUGUCGUAACAUCACUCCUUGUCGUCACAUCAUUCCUUGGCAUGACGGCAUUGCUUCUCAUGACAUCAUUCCUUGUCGUGUCAACAUUCGUUAUCGUGAAAUCAUUCCUUGUCGUGACAUCAUUCAUUGUCGUGUCAUCAUUCCUCGUGGUGACAUUAUCCUUUGUCAUGACAUCAUUCCUAGUCAUGAAAUUAUUGCUUAUCAUGACAUCAUUCCUUGUCGUGUCGUCAUUCCUUGUCGUGACAUCAUUCCUUGUUGAGACCAGUGCUGAUAAAAGUCAUUUUCCCCAGCAAAAUUCAUCGAAAAUUACAGCCAAUCAUUUUCACUUCCAAUGAUCGCAGCACUCUUUCAGAUACACUAGAUUUUCGUCCUAGUAACGUGCUGUUAUACUCAUAUGAAAUAGAUCGCGCGCAUCGUUCACGGUUACGGAAUAAAAUUUGACGACAAAUCCAACCAAAUGAUCUCCACUUCAAAGCGGAAAAGAAAAACAAACAGUCCACUCAACCAAAAUGAACCUCACCAAAACACUUUUUCACUGUCACUGACCGAUUCCUUGACAAUCUUCGUUAACUGAUAAACUGAUUUUGUUGUCUUGCUUUCGUCACAUGAAAUAUGAUGAGGAUUGUAAAAAAAUAAAGUUUAUGGAUGCUUUUUUUGAUUUUCACUCAAGAGUGUCAACAAAUAUCAACCCUGGUUGAGACAUCAUUUCAUGUCGUGACAACAUUCCUUGUCGUGAUAUCAUUCCUUGUCGUGACAUUAUUCUUUGUCGUGACAUCAUUUUUUGUGGUGACAUCUCUCUUUGUCGUGUAAUCAUUUCUUGUUGUGAUACCAUUGCUUGUCGCGGCAUCAUUUCUUGUGGUGACAUCAUUCAUUCUCAGAACAUUAUUCCUUGUCGUGACAUCAUUCCUUGUCGUGAUAUCAUUUCUUUUCGUGACAUCAAUCUUUAUCUUCACAUCAUUACUUGCUAUGAUAUCUCUCCUUGUCGUGACAUCAUUCCUUGUCGUAACAUCAUUUCUUGACAUGUCAUCAUUCCUUGUCGUGACAUAAUUUCACAUUAUCUCAUGUGACAUAUCAUAUCACAUUAUCUCAUAUCAUGUUGCGACAUGUCAUGUCAUUGCAUGUCGUGGCAUUUCAAGUCGUGUCAUGUCAUAACGUCACAUCAUUUUUUGUCAAAUUACAUUCUCUAAUUUCAUUUCAUAUAACCUCAUGUCUUGGCACAUUAUCUCAUUCCAUGAUAUAUCAUAUCAUAUCACCUGAUGUCAACUCGCACAUCAGCUCAUGACAUGUCAUAGCAUUUCGCAUCAUUUUACAUCGUCUCAUGUCAUACCACAUCAUCUUAAGUAAUAUCACAUCAUUUUAUUUUAUAUUACAUCAUCUCGAGUCUUAUCGCGUCAUCUCAUUUUAUAUCACAUCAUCACAAUAUACCGGCAUUUCAUACAUUGUCAUAUCAUCUCAAGUAUUGUCUUGCCAUAUCUAUCAUAUCGUGUUACGUCAUAUCAUCUCAUAUCUUGUCAAAUCUUCAUCUGUCAUGUCUUGUCAUAUCAUCUCAAGUCAUGUCUCUUGGGAUCAUCUCAUGCCAUAUUUUGUCAUAGAAAGUCAUAUCCUCAUAAGCAAUAAUGUAAUAAAUAAAUGCGAAUGAUUAUUUUUGUAAUGCUUUUUCCUCCGCUGAAAAAAAUGAAUAAUAAAAACCACCUUUUUUUUUACGUCCUGGCACGCCCAUUCAUAUCGUAUCAUAUCAGCUCAAGUCACUAAUGCAUUUGCGUAUCGUAUCACCUUUCAGUCAAGUUCACAUUACUACUUUCAAAUCUGCACAAAAAAUAAAUUAUUACGGUACUCUCCAAAUAUGACAAAAAUUUCUUCUGGUGUGCUUGAUAUCUAGAGCUCUUUUAGCAAUCGAAUGUACACAGUAAAUGACCAUGGAUGGCGUUAUCUACAUAUGGUGUUUACAUCCAUUUUUAGCGAUAUGUUAUCUGCGUAUCGCAAUUUCGCAGAAAACGGUACACAGUAGAAAAAACUAAAAAAUAAUCAUUUGUAUUGGACAUUGGUCAAGCGAUUGGUGUUUAACACAAAAAUUUUACAGUGCAUUACUUGAAAAAAGGGGGUUUGCAUUCGCGAACGGUGAAUCAGUCAAAAAUUCGUGUUCACACCAUGAAGACUUCACCGCUGUUGGUGGUAAUUUUGGUAUUAGGCUCUACGGUGGCUAACCACAAAAGUGACUAUCUUGAUCUAAAUAUUUUCUGCCCGAAGGAAACCACCAAAAUCAUGAGGGAAACGUUGCACGUACAACAGUUGCCAUCGAAUAUAACCUAUUUGGACGUUUGCAAUGCAAUAACGAGCAUAAGUCCGGAUGCAUUCGAACAAUUCAAAGAUCUGGAAAGUUUAAAUUUAGACGGAAACGAGCACAUGGCAUUUCCUUCGGACGGAAGUCCGUUACUUCGCCAUGAUAUGAUCGCUCAACUCUCAUGUGCUCGCUGUGGAAUAAGCGUAAUUUAUCAGGGAUCUCUCAGCAGCAUGCCCAGUCUAGAAUUCGUUAAUCUAACCGGCAAUGCAAUUUCGCAAAUCUCAAGCAAAGCGUUCAGGAAGAACCUCAAGCUGCAUAACAUUGACUUGAGCCGCAAUAACCUGAGUCACGUGUCACCCGAUAUGGUUGAUGGUCUAAAGCUGUUAAAAAACUUAGAUCUCAGUUACAAUAAAAGGCUUGCUCCUAAAGGAAAUGUUUCUUUUUUGAUCAGUACUAGCUUAGAGGAGCUUAAUUGUGACGACUGUGGUUUCAGUGUCAUUAGCUUCAAAACAUUCGCUAUGACAAUAAACUUGCAAAAGUUAUAUCUGCGCAGAAACGAAAUAACGUUUAUCGAAAGUAAGGCUUUCGAUUUGCACAAAAACCUGUCAACACUGCAAGUUCAAAACAAUCAAUUAAAAGUGAUAGAUUACUCUCUGUUGGUACAACCUAUGAAACUCUGCUUGGAAGGAAACUCGAUAAUACUCGAUUGUGAUGAAAAAUUUUCACUGGAUCUGUUAAAGUUUCAAUGUUCCACUGCCUCACCGAAGGGCAUUACAUGUGCCAUCAAAACAACAACUACCGAAAAGGUUACCGAAACCAGCCCAUUGCAAAGAAGCACAGUUUCCGACAUCAUACCAGAAACAAGAGCCAUGACAAUAGUAGCACCUCAGCUAACAUCUUCUACCUCAAAUCCGCCGAAAAUGCAAGCGGAUACAGUUGCCGGCAUAUCAAAUGCUUACAUAACCGGUUACCUCGUAAUAAUUUGCCUAGCUCAGUUGACCCUUAUGAUGCUACUGUUGGGAGUCUACCUUAAAAUGGCGAAAAACGAUGCGGACCCGAAAAUUGACUGUUACGCCGAAAAUAUUGUCAAUCCGACAGCCUUCUACAAGGCCAUUCGCUAGCAUGCUAGCAUGUGUAGGAGUAGCCACAUUUCAUGACAGUAAACUAUAAGAGAUACUCUUUAUCUAGAAGAGCCCCGUGCUCGUAAGUAAGUACUUUGUAGAAUAUGACUGACCAAUUAAAGAACCUAAACAACCAACGAAUAUUAUGAAAUAGGCAUAAUCAAU
Messenger RNA from Wyeomyia smithii (pitcher-plant mosquito), 3766 nucleotides. RefSeq names its product toll-like receptor 3. Bases 2348 to 3601 code for a protein of 417 amino acids. Gene Ontology annotation, molecular function: protein binding. The record is from RefSeq and is a predicted model, not a curated record. NCBI's taxonomy places the organism in Eukaryota, Metazoa, Arthropoda, Insecta, Diptera, Culicidae. The transcript has 2 exons.